Messenger RNA from Colias croceus (clouded yellow), 686 nucleotides. Its product is annotated as protein lethal(2)essential for life-like. Gene Ontology annotation, molecular function: structural constituent of eye lens; protein folding chaperone. Gene Ontology annotation, biological process: protein refolding; response to heat. Bases 75 to 620 code for a protein of 181 amino acids. NCBI's taxonomy places the organism in Eukaryota, Metazoa, Arthropoda, Insecta, Lepidoptera, Pieridae. The transcript has a single exon. The record is from RefSeq and is a predicted model, not a curated record.
CAACUGUUCAGUUUAAGUUUGAAUUUCGAACUGCUAAUUGUUCAGUGCGAUCACAGCGAUUUGCGACAUUCAAAAUGUCUCUUCUACCAUACCUUUUCGACGACUGGGGUUAUAACCGUCCUCGUCGGUUGAUGGACCAGCACUUCGGCUUGGGCUUGACUCCUAACGACCUUCUAUCUGUUGCUGCUGGACCGCUCAUCAGCAGAGAAUAUUACCGCCCAUGGCGUCACCUGGCAGCCGCUGCGAGAGACGUCGGUUCGACCAUCAAAGCGGACUCGGACAAGUUCCAAAUUAACCUGGACGUGCAGCACUUCGCGCCAGAAGAAAUCUCUGUCAAAACUGCUGAUGGCUACAUCAUAAUUGAAGGAAAACAUGAGGAGAAGAAGGAUGAGCAUGGUUUCAUUUCUCGUCAAUUCGUGAGGAGGUACGCGUUACCUGAAGGCACGCAGCCCGAGACCGUGGAAUCGAGGUUGUCUUCAGACGGCGUGUUAACGAUCACAGCUCCAAGGAAUGUUCCAGAAGCCAUUAAAGGAGAGAGGAAAGUACCAAUAGCCCAAACUGGACCGGUACGGAAGGAAAUAAAAGACCAAAGCGAAGGCACCAAUGAAAAACCACAGUGAAUUUAGUUUAUAAGGUUCGUUUAAGUAUUGUUUAAGACUGAAUUAAAUACAAUUUUAAGUUCCUAA